Molecule: messenger RNA, 14276 nt
Organism: Oncorhynchus kisutch (coho salmon)
Lineage: Eukaryota; Metazoa; Chordata; Actinopteri; Salmoniformes; Salmonidae
Product: unconventional myosin-XV-like
Exons: 63
Coding region: 831-13874 (4347 amino acids)
Cellular component (GO): myosin complex; cytoskeleton
Molecular function (GO): ATP binding; protein binding; cytoskeletal motor activity
Source: RefSeq, a predicted model, not a curated record
ACUGACAGAACACUGCCAGAACACUGGCAGAACACUGGCAGAACACUGGCAGAACACUGGCAGAACACUGACAGAACACUGUCAGAAAACUGACAGAACACUGUCAGAACACUCGCAGAACACUGGCAGAACACAGACAGAUCACAGACAGAACACUGGCAGAACACAGACAGAACACUCGGAUAAUGGGAGACAGUCUGAGGACGAUACAGCUGACAUAUCUGGAGCUUUUUUAAACCACAGAGGAAACACUUUUGAUUAUUUCUGCCUGGAAAUAUCCUGUAUGAUCAUUCCUGCUAUGCUAGACUGUCUGGACCCUUUUGGGCUGUUUUCAAGGGGACUUGUCUAUUGAGUCUGUGUGGUAAGUGUGGCUGAUGGUAUCAGCCUGGUGUACAGUAGGCCAGUAGUGAACAAGCCUCUGGCAGCCUGGUAUGGUACAGUAGUGAACGAUGGGAGCUGUGCUGUAAGGAGCCCCAGUCUGGAUCAGUCUGCUAGACUACAGAGCUGUACUGUGUGCUGUAAGGAGCCCCAGUCUGGAUCAGUCUGCUAGACUACAGAGCUGUCUGACUCUGAGAAGUAAUGUGACCAACCGCUGACCGCUGUGAUUCAGACUCCGUUACUAGAUCGUGUUUUGGAUGGCAUUGGUUUGGUUGGGCUGUUUUUUCAGUUCACGUUACAGUCUUCACAGAGAAGAGUGGGUCUGAGGCGUAGCUUCAUUCAGACAGAGACAGACCGACAGGAGGAGAUGCUGCUGUGUUUGACGGCCGGGUGGACAGCAACCCUCUGACCGGCUCCAUCUCCCUCUAGCAGGAUCCCUGGCCUGAGACAACAUGCCACCUAAGAAAGGAGCAGCAGCCAAGAAAGGAGGAGGGAAGGAGGACAAGAAAGGAGGAGGGAAGGAGGACAAGAAAGGAGGGAAGAAAGAGGAGCCGGCUAAAGAUAAAGCAAAGGAUGAUGGGAAGAAAGGUAAAGGAAAGAAGUCAGAGGAGGAGGAGGAGGAGGUGCCAAGCGAGGAGGAAGAGGAGGAUGAACAGAGUGAGGAAGAGCAGAAAGCUCCACCGCCACAGAAAGGGAAGGGGAAGGUCGCUCUGAAGGGAGCCUCUAAAGCCGUAGCCAUGAAGGCUAUGGUCAAGCCGUCCCCCAAACGAGGCCAGCCCCCGCCCCCCGAGGACGACGACGAGGAGGACGAGGAGGUGAAGAAGCCGCAGAUGAAGAAGAUGGGAGUGUUGAACCUGAAGAAGAUGACUCAGGGGAACAUCAAGGGAACCAAGGCCAUGAUGGGGUUCACUGCCGAGGGACAGAAGAAGACAGUCGCCGCCCAGAAGGUCCAGAAGAAACAGGAAGCCAAGUCUCACCUGAAGGCUCUGAGCGGUCUGACCGGUAAGGCCUCACCCUUCUCUGCCUCCGCACCGAAACCCCCCCCGCCGCCGGUGAAGACCCAGCCCAAGAGGAACAUGAAGAGCACGUCUCGUCUGUUCCUCAGGAUGUCAGGACAUAAGAAGACCAAACCUCCCACCAACACCAAGCAGAUCCUAGGCACCACUAAGUUCUUCGCUGGCUUCGGGAAAUCCAAAUCUCCUCCUCCGGAGAAGCCAGCGCUGCCCAGCACCUCCAAGUUCUCCAUGUUCACCAGGAAGGAGGAGAAGCCCAAAGAGCCUCCUGGUAAGAAGGGCCUGCUGCUGUCUAACCUGGGGGCCCGCGGCCCCGCCGCCUCAGAGCAGGCUAAAGGACUGGGGGGGAAGUUUAAAGGAAUGUUUGUCAAGAAGAAGGACGAGAGCUCUGAGUCUGGGUUUAAGAGUAAAGGCUGGAUGCUGGGGAGGAUAGCGGGAGCUACUAACUGGCUGACUGGGAGAUUCCUGUCCUCUAAGGGCCAGGGGCGUCUGAGGGCAAGUAAGAAGCUGUCGUUCGCCAUGCGGGACCCCCGUGCCAGGCUGAGGGGGGGCUACUACAACGAGGACUAUGAGGAUGAUGAGGAAGAGGAAGAAUUCACCUAUGAUGAAGAUGAGUACGACCAGAGGUCCCGAGGUCGUUACGGACGACCUUUAACCUACGCCUCCUACGACCCCUACGGAGAGGUCACAGAAUACUGCGAGGACAAGUACGGUUACUACGACGACAAGGGCAACUACUACGACUACUACAGCGAGGACGACUAUGAGUACCGUGAUGAUGAGGUGGAGUACUACGACCCGUACCGUUGCUACGAUGACGGGUUUGACUACCUCGACCACAGGCAGGGGUUGACGAUGGAGGAGUAUUGUUACUACGGCGACGAUGGUCAGGAGUAUUACUAUGGCGAUGACGGACUGCUGUAUCCGAUGGAGACCGGGGAAUACGGUUACUACUACGACACUAAUGAGAUAUUGGAUUACUAUGACGACCAGUUGGGCUAUUACAACCCGCAGUACCUGGAUUAUGGGAUGUCUGAGCAGUAUGGGAUGUUGCCGGGUUACGAUGGUUUCUAUCUGUCAGACCAGUCCCUCCUGUACCACACAGACCCUGCUGCUGGGAUGAUGGGAUAUGCUGCUGUUGAUCAGUUCAACCCCUAUCCCUCCUACCCACUCCACCAAGCCUACCCUCAGCCCUACCCUUUCCCCAUGGAAGCUGUUCUGGAGUCAGUGCAGCCAGGGGUGGUGUACGGGGCUGACCAGCUGUCCUACCCAGCAGCUGUCCCAGGAUCAGACCAGUUCCGGCUGCCGCGGCCGCAGGUCAGGCUGUUUGGCAAGGAGAGAUUAGAGGUCGGCCACGCCCCCUCCUCCCCUCACCUGGCCCUCAAAGACCUGGACAUUAUGUCAGAGAUCCAGUACGAGCCGCUCCCCCUCCCCGAGUACACCCCCAGAUCUCACCCCCGGCCUCCCUCCCCCACCCCCACAGCCAAGCUCAUCCAGCAGGCCCACGGCCGCACCCCUCUCUCUGCCUCCCCCAGCCGGAUCUCCCUCACCCCUGUUGGAGUAACACAGCUCCCACUUCAUGACCCCCCCUUCUAUCACCACUCCCCCAUACCUCUAGAGCCUGUGUUCCAGCAAUACACCCCACAGAUGGGAGAGAUCUCUGGGAUGGGACCCUAUCCACCCAUGGCUUCUCCUUAUCCAUCGAUGGCUCCACAGAUGGGAGAGAUCUCAGGGAUGGGACCCUAUCCACCCAUGGCUUCUCCUUAUCCAUCGAUGGCUCCACAGAGGGCCACCCCAUUUUCCCCCAUGUUUUCCCCAAUGCCAGUGCGUCGUCUCGGCCCCCACCCGUCCCCUCAGCUCUCUCUAAGGCCUGGUUCUCCAGGUAUGGGGCGCGUCCCUCAUCCCACUCACCCCAUGGACCCCCACCUCUCCCCUCGGCUCUCCAGGAGGGGGAUUCCUACCCCCCAUCUGCCCCCCUCUCCGCUAGCCAGGAGGCGUACCUCCCCCCUCUCCUCGCCCCUCCCAUCCAGACGAGGCCCCUCCCUCAGGGCUCAGAGUCAGCCGUCCAGGAGGAGGAGACUCCUCUCUCACCCGUCUCACCCGUCUCCCCCCUGCUCCCCCCUGGCCAGUCCCCCCUCCUCCCCCCGAGGAUCCCUGAGGAAAAGGAGCCCUCCUCAUUCCCCCAGGCCCCCCUCCCCUCCUCUCUCCAGAGCUCGUCUGAUUGGAGGAAGGAAGCAACAAAGCACCUUGUCUCGCCCCUCCUCCCCCUCUGCCUCCCCUCUCAGAAGGAACCCCCCCCUCGGGGAAUACAGACCCCUGUCUCCAACAUUCCGUCCUGCCUCCCCCUCACCUAACCUCUCUUCCCCCCGCCGACUCUCCUCCCCCACCCCCUCCUGUAUGUCCAGCCGCCCCCUCCCUUCCCGCACCUCCACACGGCACCUCAGAGGGGGUCGUGGCCAGGUGCCCAUGGGGGCGGUGAAGCCCUCGCCAGGUAACCCCUACCUGCAGAGACGUAGUCGGCACGGCACCCCUCUCACCCAGAACGUGGCUCCCUUCAGGUCAUCGGUUCACAGUGUCGCCGAGGGCCAACCCUCCCCAGCAGGACAGCUGCAGGGCCCCGGCCCCUCCAUGUUGGCACGCUCAGUGUCCCGUCCGGGAGGGGUCAGGGAGUCGCAGCGGACCCCCCAGGGAUGUUUCCAUCGCCCCGUAGGGAGGGGCCACCCUCUCGUCCGCAUGCCCAGGAACCCACCUCCUGGCAGGCAGUCGUUCAGAGGCCAUCCUCUCUCCCCCCAGCCCUCCAUGAAGCAGCAGGGUGGUCCUCUCUCUCCACAGCCCUCUGUUAGACGCCCCUCCUCCCCACAACACAAGCAACCCUCUUCCCCCCUGCCGCCCCGUGCCCCCUCUCCCUUCCACCACUUCUCCCCAGCCUCCUUCAGACCUCCCCCCCACCACCCCAGUCUCCCCCAUCACUCCCAGGUCGUGACCCAGUACAACCACACUAUGGAGCCAGGAGCUUCUCCCUUACUGACCAACGCUCACCUUAGAGGAUUAAACUACACCUCCCCUCAGCAGCGGCCCCCCUCCCCCCAUCCCUCCCUCCAUUACGAUCCUCGUUCCUCCCCCCUCCAGAACCUGCGUAACACGUCCUAUAGUUCACCUGUACAGAGAGGCCCCUCCCCCUCGCCCGGUGGCCAGUUGAUGAUGUCAUAUGAUGGACAGGUUAGCCAGGGUUCCUCCCCUCAGCUGUCUAACGCCUUACAGCAGAACACUAACCUGUCUAACGCCUCCUACUCCUACCCCCUGGCCUCCUCUCCUCUCCAGAGGAAUGCCUCCCUCUACACCCCCGUCCUCUCCCCCUAUCAGACCCAGUCCUCCUCACCUCGUCUCUCCAGCACCGUGCUCAGCCCUCGGCUCCGCAACGCCUCCUACGCCUCCCCCGCUCUUCACAGACCUCCUCCACCCUCCUCCCCCACGCUGUCCACCACUCUUAGCACCUCCCACCACCUACAGGGGUCAGCGUUCCGCCUACCUGACGGUUCCGUGAUGAUGUCGGGGGGUUCCGAGGGGAACAAGAGCAGUGGAGGUUCUCCCGGUUCUGUCUCUCUGAUGUCUAAUGCUCUGCAGAACACUAGCAUGAGACAAGCUACCUACCGUCUACCAGACGGUUCUCUGGUCACCAGGACUGAACCCAAUCCUCAACCAUCCUCCUUCUCUCCAAACCUCUCCUCCGCUCUCCUCAACCCCAACAUGCAACAGGCUACGUUUAAAUUACCAGAUGGGACGCUAGUAACCCAGAACGAGCCUCAACCGAUUCCCUCUCCCUCCUUCUCUCCGAAUCUCUCCUCAGCUCUUCUCAACACAAACCUCCGCCAGGCUACGUACAGAUUACCGGAUGGAACUCUAGUAACCAGGACUGAACAAACUCCUCAGCCAUCCUCUCCGAUGCUCUCCUCUGCUCUCCUCAACCCCAACAUGCAACAGACUACGUAUAAAUUACCAGAUGGGACGCUAGUAACCCAGAAUGAGCCUCAACGGAUUCCCUCUCCCUCCUUCUCUCCGAAUCUCUCCUCAGCUCUUCUCAACCCAAACCUCCGCCAGGCUACGUACAGAUUACCGGAUGGAACUCUAGUAACCAGGACUGAACAAACUCCCCAGCCAUCCUCUCUGAUGCUCUCCUCUGCCCUCCUCAACCAGAAUCUUACCAAGGCUACAUACCGUUUACCAGACGGAACUCUAGUAACCAGGAACGAGCCUCCACAACCUUCUUCUCCUAACCUCUCCUCUGCCCUCCUCAACCAGGAUCUUACCAAGGCUACGUACAGAUUACCGGAUGGAACUCUAGUAACCAGGAACGAGCCUCCACAACCUUCUUCUCCUAACCUCUCCUCUGCCCUCCUCAACCAGAAUCUUACCAAGGCUACGUACAGAUUACCGGAUGGAACUCUAGUAACCAGGAACGAGCCUCCACAAUCUUCUCCUAACCUCUCCUCUGCCCUCCUCAACCAGAAUCUUACCAAGGCUACGUACAGAUUACCAGAUGGAACUCUAGUAACCAGGAACGAGCCUCCACAACCUUCUUCUCCUAACCUCUCCUCUGCCCUCCUCAAUCAGAAUCUUACCAAGGCUACAUACCGUCUACCAGACGGAACUCUAGUAACCAGGAACGAGCCUCCACAACCUUCUUCUCCUAACCUCUCCUCUGCUCUCCUCAACCAGAAUCUUACCAAGGCUACGUACAGAUUACCAGACGGAACUCUAGUAACCAGGAACGAGCCUCCACAACCUUCUUCUCCUAACCUCUCCUCUGCUCUCCUCAACCCUAACGUCCGUGGAGCCUCCUAUAGGGGGGGGUCUCUGGCCCCCCCUAGCCCCUCCCCCAACCUGUCCAAUGCUCUCCAGAACCAGAACCUGCGUUCCGCCACUUACAGACUACCUGAUGGGACCUUAGUGACCCGGGCCCAGCCUAGCACUCCCCAGCUCUCCAACGCUCUACAGAACCAGAACCUGCGUUCAGCUACGUACAGACUUCCUGACGGGAGCCUGAUGACGAGACCUGUUCCCGCCACCCCCCAGCUUGGCAAUGCCCUACAGAACAAGAACCUCCGUGGGGCUUCCUACCGCCUGCCCUCCUCGCUGGAGGAGCCUGGAGGGGGGCGAUACGCCGUGGUCAUGCCCCAGGUCCAGGGCUCUGGGCCGGGGCAAGGGGCAGGGCAUCACUGGGCUCAGGACCCAGGGCCUGGGAUGGGGACACAGCCUAGGGGUCCAGGGGAGCAGGUGGAUGUGUGGGGGUCAGAGACAGUGCUGCCCCACCCAACCGUCCAGAACCUCACCAAGUGGUCCAUGUACCGGGAUGAGGAGCUGCUGGAUCCCCCGGGGCCCCCCCACCAUGGACAGAGAGAGAUGGACCUGGAGCCGGACUGGGCUCCUAACAGGGAAGGGGAACCCACUGGGCCCUGGUACGAUAAGAUGUACUCCAUCCGCAGCCUGCCCAGCAUGGUGUACCGGGAGCAGCCAGAGGAAGACGGAGUAGAGGACAUGACGCAGCUGGAGGAGCUGUCUGAGGGAUCUGUGCUGCUCAACCUGAAGAAGAGGUUUGAGAGAGAGAUCAUCUAUACAUAUAUAGGUAGUAUCCUGGUCUCGGUGAACCCCUAUAGGAUGUUCAACAUGUACGGAACUGACAUGGUGCUGAAGCACAAGGGAACCGCUCUGGGAGAGAACCCUCCACACCUGUUUGCCAUAGCAAACGUCUCCUACACCAAAAUGAUGGAUGCCAAACAGAACCAGGUUAUUAUAAUCAGUGGGGAGAGUGGAUCAGGGAAGACUGAGGCCACUAAACUGCUGCUGCGUUACCUAGCAGCAAUACACCACAAACACAACGUUACACAACAGAUUCUUGAGGCAGCUCCUCUUCUAGAAUCCUUUGGAAAUGCCAAAACAGUUCGCAACGACAACUCCAGUCGCUUCGGGAAAUACGUGGAGAUCUAUCUGGAGGAGGGUGUGAUCAGCGGUGCCAUAACCUCUCAGUAUCUGAUGGAAAAGUCCCGUAUAGUCUUCCAGGCCAGAGAUGAGAGGAACUAUCAUAUCUUCUAUGAGAUGCUGUCAGGUCUUCCCCCCCAGCAGAGGCAGGCCUUCUACCUGCAGGAGGCUGAGACAUAUUAUUACCUGAACCAGGGGGAUUGUGGGAUAGCAGGAAAGAGUGACAGGGAGGACUUCCUCCGUCUGCUGGCUGCUAUGGAGAUCCUUCACUUCACCCCUGACGACCAGGCGUCCAUCUUUAGAGUCCUGUCUUCUAUUCUACACCUGGGGAACGUCUACUUCCAAAGAUAUGAGGCGGAUGGCCAGGAGGUGGCGUCUGUGGUCAGUGCUCAGGAGAUCAGAGUCGUAGCUGAGCUGCUCCAGAUCUCCCCUGAGGGACUCCAGAAGGCCAUCACACACAAAGUCACGGAGACCAUGAGGGAGAAGAUCUACACCCCUCUGACGGUAGAGAGUGCUGUAGACGCCAGAGAUGCUGUUGCCAAGAUCCUGUACUCUCUGUUGUUCCACUGGCUGACUGAGAGGAUUAAUGGACAGGUGUAUCCUCGACAUCACGCUCUGUCAAUAUCUGUGCUGGAUAUAUAUGGCUUUGAGGACCUGUCCUUCAACAGCUUUGAGCAGCUGUGUAUUAACUAUGCUAAUGAGUACCUGCAGUUCUUCUUCAAUAGGAUCGUCUUCAGACAGGAGCAGGAGGAGUACAACAGGGAGCAGAUCCCGUGGCAGGACAUCCCGUUCAGCGACAACCAGUCCUGCAUCGACCUCAUCUCCUCUAAGCCCCAUGGGAUACUGAAGAUCCUGGAUGACCAGAGCUGCUUUCCCCAGGCGACAGACCACACCUUCCUCCAGAAGUGUCAUUAUCACCAUGGUAACAACAAGAUCUACCUGAAGCCAAAGAUGCCCCUCCCAGAAUUCACCAUCAAACACUUCGCUGGCCCAGUCACCUACCAGGUUCACAAGUUUCUGGAUAAAAACUACGACCAGGUUGGACAGCAGGUUCUCGAUCUGUUCAGCCACAGCAAGAACAAGAUGGUGGCCAACCUCUUCCUGGUUCAUGCGGAGGUCGUAGGUCAGCAUAGAGGUCAUGUGAGGAAGAGCAGCACGGUGACCCGGAGACACCAGCCCCCCACCGUCUCCACCAAGUUCACCCUGUCACUUCUGGAACUGGUAGACAAGAUGGAGAGGUGCAACCCAUCGUUUAUACGCUGCAUAAAGCCAAACAGACAGAAGGAGCCAGGUGUGUUUGAGACGGAGAUGGUCGGCAGUCAGCUGAGAUAUUCUGGUAUCUUGGAGACCAUCAGGAUCCGGAGAGAGGGUUACCCUGUUAGACUGGCCUUCAACAUCUUCCUGUUCAGGUACAAGUCUCUGGUGGGUGUGAAGCAGCCUCCAGCUCCUGAUGGGGAGAACUGUGUCAUCAUGCUCAGCAAACUGGUUCCCCUCCGACCCGGGGCCUACCAAGUAGGCGUGACUAAGCUGUUUCUGAAGGAGGACGUGUACCAGUUGUUGGAGUCUAAGAGAGAGCGUGUCCGUCAGGUGGCGGCCCUCACCCUGCAGAGAUACACACGCAUGUUCUUUGUCAGGAAACGAUACAAGGAGUUCAGAACCAAGAUCAUCAGACUACAGGCCUACUGUAGAGGCUUCCUCACCAGGAAGCACUAUUUGAAGAUGAGAAAGAGUCUGGUCAAGUUUCGUUCUCUCAUCCACAUGUACGUCACCCGCAAGAGAUACAUCAAGAUGAAGCUGGAGGCCCGCAGGAAAGCAGAGGAGGAGAGGAGGAGGAGAGAGGAGGAGCUGACGAAGAGAGAGGUGGUUAACGUCACACACCUGGUGAUCCCUGCCGAGCUUGGCUCUUUACUGCAGGCUGCAUCAGGUGGCAGAGAGCUCCAUUCUGAGUGUCUAGCUCUGGUCCAGGCACCACACAUCCAGGAGCAGAACCAGCUGACUCUGCCUCUGGACAUCAACGACUACCCCUUCAGCCGCUACGCACAACUCUACUUCAGGGUGCCAAUGUUUGGGAUGCUAAUGGUUCCUUUGGAGAGGACCCUGACAUGUACAGAUGAGGACCUCCGACAGGAAUCUCUGGAGCUGUUCGUUAUGAUCCUGAGGUUCAUGGGCGACCCCCACCUGAAUGGGGCUCAGGAGAACCUGUUUGGGAACUACAUCAUCCAGAGAGGACUGGCCAAUCAGGGCCUGCGAGACGAGAUCCUGGCUCAGCUGGCCAACCAGGUGUGGCGGAACCCUAACCAUGACAACGCAGAGAGAGGCUGGCUGCUGCUGCUGGGGUGUGUCUGCUGCUUCCCCCCCUCCGCCAGGCUGCACACACACCUACUGAAGUUUGUGUCUGACCACGCCCCUGCUGGUUGCCGGGCGCUGCUGCAGCACCGGCUGAUCCAGGCCAAUCAGAAGUCCCGGCUAUUAUCAGGCUCCGCCCCUGAGACAGCACGCACCUAUCCACUGUCUCUGUUGGAGUGGACAGCCAAUAGGAAGAGGGCUAACAUGGUGCUGCAGGUGUCCUGCUUCGACGGAGAAUCGUUCCUGUGUCCUGUCCAAUCCUGGACCAGUGGAGAAGAUCUGGCGGGAGACAUCCUGCGACACAGGGGAGUGUGUGAGGCGUGGAGGGGGUUUUCUAUACUGAUGAAGGAGCAUGGGCAGUGGGCGGAGCUAGCCGGUCAUGAUUACGUCAUGGAUCUGAUCUCAGACUUGGAGCUGCCGUCCGAUUUCCCCAAACAGAAGAGUUACUUCAUCAUCUCAGCUGAGGAUCCUAAUAGGGUUCGAACCAACGCCAGCCUGACUCUGUUUGGCAGUGGUUUUGACAGUGAUGAAGAGCUGCCCCCGCCCUUCAUCAGCGCCACCCAACCUGCGUACAGCCUACCAGGCUCUGACGGAUACUCCAGCCACGUGGAGUCUGAUGUGUUCAGCGAUGGUCAGACUCAGAGAGGGGUGGAUCGCUACCUGGACAGCCUCUUCAACCCUGUGUUAUCAGAUGGCGGCACGGACCUGGACAAGCCAGCCAGUAUGACAGGCCGGAUGAAGGGAGGAGGAGGAAUAGGAGGAGGAGAGGAGGAGAGGGGUCAGGCCCCCUCCAGCAGACCAUAUCCCCCAGGACUACAGCCCGGAGGUUCUCCAGAACAGACAGGGAUGGCUCAGCAGCAACAGACCAUCAUCAACCAGCAAGCCAUCAUACUGGCCCAGCAGAUGACCAUGCAGGCCAUGGCUUUCCAGCAGCAGAUGUUGUCUUCCUUCCCCCUCGCCCCCCAGGCCCCUCCCACACAACCACCACCCCGCACCUCCAGCCAUACUGAAGAAGCUCCAGAGAGCCCUUACCAGGCCAGCCUGAACCCCGCCCAGCACCACCCUUCCUCCAGGAAACACACUGCGACACGAGUGGCCCCUUCUGAUGACAUGGUGCGGUCCAGGGCCCCCCCUCCUGAUGACUUGGUGCGGUCCAGGGCCCCCCCUCCAGAAGGAGGGGUCCAGUCCGAUGCGUCUAACUCAGAAAGCCCCUCCCACAACAUCAAGGACAUGAUCAGACAGUACCAACACCCAUCUAACCCUGCACACAGCCAGCCUGCACACACACACAGGAGGGGGGAGGGGAAGAUGUUUACAAAGAAGCCGGACCCUCAUGAUGAAGCCAUGUAUAUCCUGAAAGACCAGAUGGCCAACCCACCACCACAGAAGUCUUUCUCUCCGGCGGCGCCUCGGGAACCAAAGGAGGAGGGUGGAUCCAAAGUCACCAAGGCAACAAAACCCCGCCCACCUGCCCUAGCCGACUCCCACAGCAGCCCCCUCCCCCCACCAGUGUCCAGAGAGUUGCCUGUAGAGGAAGAGACCAGCCAGACCCAGCUACACCACAGGAGCAGUGAAGAACACUACACUUACACUAACACACCCUGGAAGAUUUACCUGAGGAAGGAGGUGUUCUACCCUAAAGACAACUUCAACACUCCUCUGUUGCUGGAGCUGCUGUUCAGACAGAUAGUCCACGACACCUUCUCAGAGGCCUGCCUCCGCAUCACUCAGGAGGAGAGGACCAAGAUGAAGGCUCUGUUUGUGGAGCACCAGGUGGGUCAGGAUGGAGCCACACAGGAUGAGAGUGUGAAGAAGAAGAUCGUGACGAUGGCCAGAGACUCCUGGGAAAUAUAUUUCUCACGACUGUUCCCUGCCUCGGGCAGUGUGGGUACUGGGGUGCAGGUGGUCUCUGUGUCUCAUCGAGGCAUCAAGCUGCUGAAGAUGGUGAGAAGCAGCGCUGUUGUCCCAGACUACUUCAGAGUGCUACACCCUUACAGUUACGCAGACAUCCUGUUUGUGUCCAUUCCAUCUAAGAACAUGUUGGAGUUUAACCUGACCAAUGAGAAGCUGAUUCUGUUCUCCGCCAAGGCUCCACAGGUUAAACACAUGGUGGACUACUUCAUCACAGAACUGAAGAAGGACUCUGAGUAUGUGGUCGCAGUGAGGAACUACAUCACAGAGGACAGAACUCUGCUCAGCUUCCACAAGGGAGACAUCAUCAGAUUACACAGCGUGGAGGGGCUGGAGGAGGGCCGAUGCUACGGCUGCAUCGUCAGGAAGAAGGUCAUGUUGCUGGAGGAACUAAAGAGAGAUACUCCUGAGUUUGGCUGGCGGUACGGGGCGGUGUACGGACGGUGGGGUGUGUUUCCAGGUGAGUGUGUUCAGCCGGUGGCCGCUCCAGACUUCCUGAUUCUCCCUGCUGAGAGGGCGGAGCCUCGUGACAGACACGGCCGUGUUGCCGCCUCCGCUGCAAUCGCCGUGGCGAUGGGCUCUACUGUCGCCGCCCAUGAACUGGACCUCAACACAGAGGCUGUGGUAGGGUAUGGUGAGGACAGCAGCAGUCUCCAUCUAGAGGGACUUCCUCUACAGGCCAGUCAGUACACCAUGGAGGAGUUCUCCAGGAAGUACUACAGACGGGCUCAGAGACACAGGGACCAGCUGAAGACCAGGAAGGGGAAGGAGAGCAGAGAACCAGCUGACAUGGUUACAUACUCUAAGUCCCCUCUCCAGGAGUCUCUGAUAGACUUCACAGACAGCAACAUGAACAAGGUGGCAGCUGACAUCUCCCUGGCUGUGAUGAAGUUCAUGGGAGACUACCCUCUGAAGGGACAGACAGAACAGGACCUGGUCUCAACGAUCCUAAAGCUCAGUGGGGAGUAUGUUCUGAUGAAAGAUGAAGCCUACUGCCAGGUGAUGAAACAGGUCACAGGAAACACCAGCUCCAAAACGGACAGUUGUCAGAGAGGCUGGAGGCUACUCUACAUCCUGACUGCGUUCCAUCGCUGUUCUGAGGUCCUGAAGCCCUUCCUUUUAACGUUCCUGCUGGACGCCUGCUCUGGUCCUGGAGUCCACUACCAAGGUAUAGCCAAGGCGUGUGAGCAGAACCUGAGGAGGACCUUCCAGUACGGAGGAAGAAUCGAACACCCCAACAGCAUGGAGCUGAAGGCCAUGCUGGCUGGGCGGAGCUCCAAGAGACAGUUGUUCCUCCUACCAGGCGGCAUCGAGAGACACCUCAAAAUCAAGACCUGCUCAGUGUCUCUGGAUGCUAUAGAGGAGCUAUGUAAUGACAUGGGACUGCACAGACUGGAGGCCAUGGAUGAGUACGCUGUAUUUGUGGUCACACACCGAGGUCAGAAUGUCCGUCCCCUCAAUAAGAGGGAGUACAUCCUGGACAUUACUACAGAGGCGGAGACAGUGGACAGUAACUACAGCCUGUGGUUCAGGAGGGUCAUCUGGACACAGCCGCUUAAAUUUGACAACGAGCUCUGUGUCACCAUGCAUUAUAACCAGGUGUUACCAGACUAUCUGAAGGCCUUGCUGAGUGUGGUUCCUCAGAGUAAAGCCAGUGAGCAGCAGCUGCAGCAGUUGGCCAAGCUGGCAGCAUUACAACACCGUGCUAAAGAUACCGUCUUCCUGCCCACCAUUGGUGAGGUCCAGGAGUAUGUCCCCUCCCAGCUCUACAUCAGACAGCCUCCUCAGCCCUGGCUCAACAUGGUCACUCAGCAUAUGCAGCAGGUCUCUCCUCUGAGUCCUCACCAGGCCAGGGCUCAGUUCCUCGGUCUGGUCAGUGCGUUCCCCAUGUUUGGUUCCUCCUUCUUCUACAUCCAGUCCAGCAGCAACAUCUCCAUCCUGGCUCCCUGUGUGUUGGCUGUCAACCAGAACGGACUGCACUUCCUACACAAGGACUCACAUGAGGCCACGGCGCGUUACCCUCUGAAUGAGAUCCAGUCCACCAGAACCCAGAGACCAACAGGAGGCUCCAGCUCCUCCUAUCCCUACGUAGACAUUCUGCUGGGAGACCUGCUGACACAGCGAAUCACACAGCUGCAGCUGGAACAGGGUCUGGAGCUGUGUCGGGUCAUUGCCAUGCACAUGGAGAACAUGCUGUCAGUCCGGGAGAAGAGACUCACCCUGCCACCGAGUGAGAUCACUCUGUUAUAACACACUGUCUGUCUGUCUGUCAGUCAGUCUGUCAGUCCGGGAGAAGAGACUCACCCUGCCACCGAGUGAGAUCACUCUGUUAUAACACACUGUCUGUCUGUCAGUCAGUCAGUCAGUCAGUCAGUCAGUCAACCAGCUACUCAGUCAGUCAGUCAGUCUGUCAGUCCGGGAGAAGAGACUCACACUGCCACCGAGUGAGAUCACUCUGUUAUAACACACUGUCUGUCUGUCUGUCUGUCUGUCUGUCUGUCUGUCUGUCUGUCUGUCUGUCUGUCUGUCUGUCUGUCUGUCUGUCUGUCUGUCUGUCUGUCUGUCUGUCUGUCUGUCUGUCUGUCUGUCUGUCUGUCUGUCUGUAGUAGAUGGUGUUAGUUAGUAGUAGAUGGUGUUAGUUAGUAGUAGAUG